Messenger RNA from Apodemus sylvaticus (European woodmouse), 540 nucleotides. Its product is annotated as zinc finger protein 431-like. NCBI's taxonomy places the organism in Eukaryota, Metazoa, Chordata, Mammalia, Rodentia, Muridae. The annotation marks the transcript as partial. The record is from RefSeq and is a predicted model, not a curated record. Gene Ontology annotation, biological process: regulation of DNA-templated transcription. The transcript has 3 exons.
UUUGAUGAUGUGCAUGUGAAUUUCACUGAGGAGGAGUGGAAUUUGCUGAAUCCUUCCCAGAAGAGUCUCUACAAAAAUGUGAUGUUGGAAACCUACCUGAACCUCAAAGCUAUAGGCUAUAAUUGGGAAGAGCAUCAUCUUGAAGAACAUUGUCAAAAUAAUAGAAGUCAUGAAAGACAUAAAAUGACACAUACUGGAGAGAAACCUUAUGAAUGUAAUCAAUGUGGUAAAGCCUUUGCACAGCUCGGUACUCUCCAAUAUCAUAAAAGAACACAUACUGGAGAGAAACCUUAUGAAUGUAAUCAAUGUGGUAAAACCUUUGCACAGCAUAUUGCUCUCCAAAUACAUAAAAGAACACAUACUGGAGAGAAACCUUAUGAAUGUAAUCAAUGUGGUAAAGCCUUUGCAUAUCACAGUGUUCUCCAAAGACAUAAAAGAACACAUACUGGAGAGAAACCUUAUGAGUGCCAUCAAUGUGGUAAAGCCUUUACACAUUGCAGUUCUCUCCAAUAUCAUAAAAGAACGCAUACUGGAGAAAAA